Neogale vison (American mink) is the source of this 2913-nucleotide messenger RNA. It is a transcript of the gene GABRE, whose product is annotated as gamma-aminobutyric acid type A receptor subunit epsilon. The record is from RefSeq and is a predicted model, not a curated record. Gene Ontology annotation, biological process: monoatomic ion transmembrane transport; signal transduction; regulation of postsynaptic membrane potential. Gene Ontology annotation, molecular function: transmitter-gated monoatomic ion channel activity involved in regulation of postsynaptic membrane potential; GABA-A receptor activity; GABA-gated chloride ion channel activity. Gene Ontology annotation, cellular component: postsynapse; GABA-A receptor complex; neuron projection. The transcript has 10 exons. The coding region runs from base 83 to 1531 and encodes 482 amino acids. NCBI's taxonomy places the organism in Eukaryota, Metazoa, Chordata, Mammalia, Carnivora, Mustelidae.
UAAAACCCUGCACACCGCGCUCGGUGCGGCCAGACCGUGCGCAGCGACCUCCAUACAGGUGGUCGCGCCGGUCCCCACCAAGAUGUUAACCAAAGUUCUCCUGAUCCUCCUGGGCAUGUCCAUAAUCCUCCCGUCUAGGAGCGAAGAACCUCAUGUUGAAUUAAAAAAUGGACCCUCUGCCCAUGAUGAUGUCUACGGGCACCAGCCCCAGGCUCCUGAAAACAAACUCCUUUCUGAAGAAACAGUGCCCACCAUUACUGGUCCCUAUCACAGACUUGGGAACCUGCAAGCAGCCACUCACAUUCUGAACAGUAUCCUGAAUAACUAUGACCACAAACUGCGCCCUGGCAUAGGUGAAAAGCCCACUGUUGUCACUGUUGAGCUCUCUGUCAACACCCUUGGUCCUGUCUCUAUCCUAGACAUGGAAUACACCAUUGACAUCACCUUCUGCCAGACUUGGUACGAUGAACGCCUCCGUUACAAUGGCAGCUUUGAGAGUUUUGUUCUGAAUGGCGACAUGGUGAGCCAGCUAUGGAUCCCAGACACGUUUUUUAGGAAUUCUAAGAGGACUCAAGAGCAUGUGAUCACCAUGCCCAACCAGAUGGCUCGCAUCCACAAGGAUGGCAAGGUGUUAUACACAAUUAGGAUGACCAUUGAUGCUGGAUGCUUACUCCACAUGCUCAAAUUUCCAAUGGAUUCUCACUCUUGCCCUCUGUCUUUCUCUAGCUUUUCCUAUCCUGAGAGUGAGAUGAUCUACAAAUGGGAAGAUUUCAAGCUUGAAAUCAAUGAGAAGAAUUCUUGGAAGCUCUUUCAGUUUGAUUUUACAGGAGUGACUAACACUACUGAAACUAUCUCAACCCCUGCUGGUGAUUUCAUGGUCACGACACUUUUCUUUAAUGUGAGCAGGCGGUUUGGCUUUGUAGCCUUUCAAAACUACGUCCCUUCUUCUGUGACCACAAUGCUUUCCUGGGUUUCCUUUUGGAUCAAGAAAGACUCUGCGCCAGCCAGAACCUCUUUAGGAAUAACCUCUGUACUCACCAUGACCACACUGGGCACCUUUUCCCGUAAGAAUUUCCCACGUGUCUCCUAUGUCACAGCCUUGGAUUUCUAUAUUGCCAUCUGCUUCGUCUUUUGCUUCUGUGCUCUGAUGGAGUUUGCUGUGCUCAACUUUCUGACCUACAACUGGACGAAACCCCGUGCUUCUCCAAAACUUCGCCAUCCACAUAUUCGUGCUCAUGCCCUUACUCCUGCCCGUGCCCAUGCCCACCAGCAUCCAGAAGCUUUUGUGUGCCAGAUCGAGGACUCCGAGGAGAGUGAUGGAGAGGAAGGCCCAUUUUGCCCAGCCCAGCAGUCUUUCAGACGACGUACCAUCCAGAAAGCUGGUGCCAGCUGGUACCAUGUGGACAGCCUCCCCAGUUCCCCAGGAGGUCCCACAGCCCUUUGCAAGGGAGUCAGAGGAAAGCAGCAGCAGCAGCAGGAGCAACAGGGGAGUGUCUCUCCUUCCCCAUUCCCCAAAUAUAAGCCUGCAUAGAAUUGCUCUUUGCUGGCCCUCUCCCCUACCUGGCCCAUUCAUGGACUCUCCAUGGCAGUCCAUUUCAAGUAGAAUGGCCUCCUCUUUAUUACUCAAGAGGCAUUGAUGAUGCUCAGAUUUAUUAUCACAGGCUGUCAGUGAUUAGCUCCCUAAGACUGUGCCCGUGUAUGAAUAGAUUAGCUAUCUCACAGUGCUGAUACCUAUUGCCUUUUUCCAGAAACAAUACUGCCUUUGUGUGCUCCAGGCCCAGCUCUGGCCUCACCCUCAAAGUGCAUAGACCAUCUACUUGCCUGUUCCUUAAAAUGUUGGGCAGCAGUGUAAAGGGGAAGGGGACUCUAGCCCUUAGAUCACAUUAUUAUAUUCUUGGUAUUUUCUUCCUGCCCUCCCUUCCCCUGCAGAGAGACACUGGUAUAAUACUUUCAAGAGGAAGGGAGCCAGCAAUUGAGCUUCUUUGGGAUAGUAUCUCCCUCUGCUGCUGUGCCACCUCCUGCUCCCCCCACCACCCCCACCUCCAUCCUUCAUCUGCACUACAAAUUCAAUGCCUUGCAUCCAUUGGGUAUCUAUUUUUGUCUGUGAUAAUAGUAAUGACUCCCUGCUUUGUAUGCCACCUUCUUCCUCCUCCUUGACCCCUGUGACGUUUUCUGUAACUUCCCCAGUGGCUUUCCCAGCCCCGGCCCAGGUGCUAGGCCAUGGUGACUUCUUGGGGCCAAGAAACAAAGAGGACUUUGCUUUGCAGUGGGCAUUACUGACACAGAUUGGUGCCCUCUAAAGGCACAAAAUAAGAGUUUUGCCACUUCCUUGGCCCCUGGACCCAUGAGCCAGUCCACUCCUAUCCUGGGGCACUGACAAUCACAAUCAAUGAAUUGAAUUCCCUUAAAUUUAUAUAGCAAUUUACCUUUUGCAAAACACUUUUGACAAAUUAUUUCUAUUUUGAGCCUCAUCAUAGCCCUGUGAUAUAUUCAGGGCAGGAUUCUUAUUCCCAUUUUGCAGAUGAGAACCCUGAGGCACAAAUUUCUAUGGGACUGUGAAUUUCACUGGAAACUACUCAGGAUCCCACUGUCACCUUCUAGACCACAUAACAGGGCUAGGCAGCUCUGCUCACCGUGAUUUGAUUCUAUAGCCUCUGCCAUUGGCAAGGCCCAGAGUGGCAACCUCUCUUCAGCACUGGCCUGCUCAAUUCCUGGGCCCCCAAGACCGAACCUCUCCUGGCUCUGGCAACCCAGUGAGGUGAAUUUGGACACGCCCCAAUGCUUGUAUAUGCAGAAUGAAAUCUGUGUUUGUAUUUUACUGGGGGGGGGUAGGGUAGGGAGAUACAUCUGCUUUUUGUCACCAUCAGCUGAGAAGGGGAAAUGUAUCAAUAAAUAUAUCAGCAAAAUAUGAAA